This is a messenger RNA of Panicum hallii, 2074 nucleotides long. RefSeq names its product nucleotide pyrophosphatase/phosphodiesterase-like. The coding region runs from base 1 to 1902 and encodes 633 amino acids. Lineage: Eukaryota; Viridiplantae; Streptophyta; Magnoliopsida; Poales; Poaceae. The record is from RefSeq and is a predicted model, not a curated record. The transcript has 10 exons. Gene Ontology annotation, molecular function: metal ion binding; acid phosphatase activity.
AUGGCGGCACGCGUGCAGCCGUCGUCCUCGCUGCUCGUGGCGGCGGCGGCGGUCGCCGUGGCCGCGUUGAUGGCGAUGGCCGUCGCCGCGGCGGACUCGACGACGGACAACAUCCAGCCGCUGUCGACACUGAGGAUGCAGGCCGCGCAGGUCGCCAUGGACUCCGGCGCCGUCAUCCACGCCUCGCCCGACGUGCUCGGCAAGAACGGGGAGGAUUCCGCCUGGGUGACCGUCAACUUCACCGCGCCGGCGCCGUCCGCCGGCCACUGGGUCGCGCUCUUCUCGCCUGCCGACUUCGGUUUGAGCGUUGGGGCCGACGCGAGCACCAACGCAGCAGCAGGGGGAGAGGGGCCAGCAGCAGGGUUGCCCACGGCGCCGAUCAAGUACAUGUUUGCCAACAUCUCGCCGAGAUUCAUGAGCUCCGGCAGCGGCAACAUGAGCUUCCUCGUGAUCAACCAGCGGUCCGACUACGCCUUCGGGCUGUUUUCUGGUGGCAAGGACAAUCCUAAACUUAUCGCGAUCUCAAACAAGAUCUCCUUCGCGAACCCGAAAGCUCCGGUGUUCCCGCGCCUAUCUCUAGGGAAAGAAUGGAACGAGAUGGCUGUAACUUGGACAAGCGGGUACAACAUCGAUGAAGCGUAUCCUUUUGUGGAGGGGAAAAUGAAGGGAGAGGAGAGCCCCAGACGAACGCCAGCAGGCACCCUCACCUACACGCGGAGGCAUUUGUGCGGCAAACCAGCGAAUGCUGAAGGAUACAGAGACCCCGGUUUCAUACACACAGCCUUCUUGAAGGACUUGUGGCCCAACAGAGAGUAUUCUUACCAAAUUGGGCACGAGCUGCCAGACGGGACCGUGGUGCGGGGCAAGCCAUCCACCUUCCGCGCACCGCCUUUCCCCGGCCAGGACUCGCUCCAGCGGGUCGUGGUCUUCGGCGACAUGGGACUCGGGCAACGCGACGGAACCAACGAGCUCGCCGGCUUCCAGCCCGGAGCGCAGGUGACCACGGACCGGCUGAUCCAGGACCUGCCCAACUACGACGCCGUGUUCCACAUCGGCGACCUCUCCUACGCCAACGGCUUCCUCGCGCAGUGGGACCAGUUCACCGCGCAGAUCGAGCCCAUCGCCUCCAGGGUGCCGUACAUGGUGGCAAGCGGCAACCACGAGAGGACGUACCACGACACGGGGGGUUUCUACACCGGCAACGACUCCCGCGGCGAGUGCGGCGUGCCGGCGGAGACCUACUUCUACGUGCCGGCCGAGAACCGGGGCAAGUUCUGGUACGCGGCGGACCACGGCAUGUUCCGGUUCUGCGUCGGCGACACGGAGCACGACUGGCGGCCGGGGUCGGAGCAGCACGCGUUCCUGGAGCGGUGCUUCGCGUCGGCGGACCGGAAGCACCAGCCGUGGCUGGUGUUCGCGGCGCACCGCCCGCUGGGCUACUCCUCCAACGACUACUACGCCGCGGAGGGCUCCUUCGCGGAGCCCAUGGGGCGCGCCCUGCAGGGCCUGUGGCAGAAGCACCGCGUCGACCUCGCCGUCUACGGCCACGUCCACAACUACGAGCGCACCUGCCCGGUGUACGAGAACACGUGCAUGGACGGGGGCAAGGACGACAAGGGCAGCUACUCCGGCACGAUGGGCGGGACGGUCCACGUGGUGGCCGGCACGGGCGGCGCCAAACUGCGGGAUUACUCCGCGGGGCCGUGGCCGCAGUGGAGCGUGGCCCGGGACAAGAGCUUCGGGUACGUGAAGCUCACGGCCAGCGACCACUCGUCGCUGCGGGUGGAGUUCAUUCACAGCGCCGACGGCGCCGCGCACGACGCGUUCAACAUCAGCAGGGACUACAAGGACGUCCUGGCGUGCACGGUCGACAGCUGCGCGCCCCACAGCAUGGCUAGCUAACUGGUCGAUAGGAGGAAAUUAGGAACAUACAGAUCAUACUCUCUUGAGAACAGUUGCGGCUGGAACGCGGCCAUGUGUGAUUCAUGCAGGAAUUAUAUUGUUUCAUGUAAAUUCUGCGUUCCAAGCGUAGACUUAGUCCCUUAGUAGUAUUUUUUUUUGUGAGUUUAACGAU